Molecule: messenger RNA, 914 nt
Organism: Orbicella faveolata
Lineage: Eukaryota; Metazoa; Cnidaria; Anthozoa; Scleractinia; Merulinidae
Product: HAUS augmin-like complex subunit 4
Biological process (GO): spindle assembly; centrosome cycle
Cellular component (GO): HAUS complex
Molecular function (GO): microtubule minus-end binding
Source: RefSeq, a predicted model, not a curated record
AUUACAACGCCUCGCUUUGGUGUGUAGGAAAAUGGCGGCAGAUCGGAAGCGAAGGAAGCAAAACGUGUUUUGAUGAUCUUCUUGGAUCCUGCAAUCAUAUAGGCCCUAGAUAUGAUCAGAAACUAAAGAUUGUAAGAAGAAUCUUUAAGAGAAGCAUGAUUUCAGCGCAGGAAACAGCGGAUAAAUUAAACAACAGCCUGCCAGUCCAUUUGACAGCUUCAAAUGUGCAGCAAAACCCAGAAUUUGCAAAAUUGUUGACAUCUCUAACAAGGCAUUUGACAGAAAAUGGGAUGUCAGCUGUAGUCCACAAAGACAUGGCACAGGCUAGAGAUACACUAAGGGAACAAAAAUUGAAGUACCUCCAGGUUCUGACAUUGUACUCAGAACUAAAGGAGCUGCUGAUAGAGUAUGACAUGAAAAAGCAAGAAGUUCAUCCCAGUUCAAUCACGCAACAGCUAUAUGAAGCCUUGAAAGUAUCGCUAGCCCAGGCAGAGGCUCUGGACUACCUUGAUUUCCAUCCUGAAGGAGGUGAACAAUCUGCAACCUUGCUUGGACUAAAAGCAGAACAUCUGUUGUCUGGAGAACAUCAGAAGAAGUCCAUACACCAAUCCUUUCAACAGAACAUCAUUCCUGAGCUGGAGUCAAGGUUGAGGAGCAAAUGUGAGAUGCUGGCAAGUUUUCACAAACCAGCAAAGCAGGCAGAGAGUGAACAGUUGUCUUUUGCCAAAGCCACCCAGCUGCCAGCCUUCCUUGAAAAUGAAAAGCAAUUGCUGGACCAAGAGAUAAAACAAUUGCAUUACAAUCGAAUGCUGAGGGACAAGCAGUUUAGACAAUUGUAUGAGGUGUGUCCAGGCCUAAUGUACAGUGGAACUCCGCCUUAUGACCACCCCGUUAAUACGACCACCUUGUUAUUU